Molecule: messenger RNA, 659 nt
Organism: Spirodela intermedia
Lineage: Eukaryota; Viridiplantae; Streptophyta; Magnoliopsida; Alismatales; Araceae
Source: the annotation of a GenBank genome assembly
AUGGCAGGCCUCCUCGCGCUGGUGCUCCUGUUCCUCGCCGUCGCCUCCGUGCCGGUACUGGCGACAAACUACGACAUUACCUGGGUCACCGGUGUAGACUACACCGGCUGGGCCUCCGGAAAAUCCAUCACCGUCGGCGACACUAUCAGUAAGUUCUCGAUGCCUUGUGCCAGGAUUCGCUCGACAGCACGGAUGGGUGUCAUUCUUAACCAAGUGGCCGCCGCCUGUUCCUGACGUCUUCUACAGCCUUCCUGUACGGUGGAAGUCACACGGUGGACGAGGUGACCAAGGCGGAUUACGAGUCUUGCAGCUCCAGCACCUCCCUCAGGAGCUCUACCGACGGCAACACCGUCAUUCUCCUGGACGAGGAGAAAACCCGCUACUUCAUCUGCGCUACCGGCGGGCACUGCCUCGGCGGCAUGAAGAUCGCCAUCACCGUCUCUGCCGCCAGCACCACCCCCCCCACGUCUUCCACCCCCGCCACACCGGCCAACCCCUCCACGCCCGCCGGGGGCUCCCCGCCGGAGUCUACCUCCCCAACGAACUCGCCAGCCACGCCGUCGAGCCCCGGGAAGAACGGCGGCGACGCCGUCUCCCAGCCGACGAGGAACGUGAUCCUGGUGGGGUUGGCCCUGGCCGGAAUCGCAAUUCUCAGCUAG